AUGGCAUCAGAUUCCCACACUCUUCUCCCAGUUCUCCAUAAGGAAACUGUCUUCUCUGAUUGGCAGAGUGAUGCCAAGGCCUAUCUCAGAGGCAAAGAGGUGUUUGUGUACUGCACUGCCACCUUUGAUGCAGCCAAGCAUGAGGAAGUCAAGAAGGACAAGUGUGCUGGCAUCUUGUGGAGCAUGCUCUCCCCUGAUGUUAGGUCCCUAGUGCGUCAGCAUGAGGAUGAUCCCAAGGCCUUAUGGGCUGCAUUGCCUUCAAUCUUUGCACCCAAGCAGGCUGGGCAGCGCUUCAAUGCCUAUAAAAACCUUACCUCCAUCAGACUCAAGGAGGGUGAGGGCUUGCUAAGCCUUGUGGGUCGUGUAUCUGAGGCUGUGCGCUUCCUCAAAAGCUCUAGGCCUGAUUCCUUCACACUGGAUAAGGCUGAUGAAGAGCUGCAUGCUGUGGUUCUCCUCAUGGCCUUGCCUGAUUCUGAGCCUGCUUAUGCAACUCUGAAGGCUCCCUUUGAGCAAUCCCAUGAUGCUCUCAAGGUGGCUGCCAUUGAACAGGCCUUUACCUCAUGGUCUGCUUUCAGGGCAGCAGGCAAUGCAGGAGACUCUGGGCAGAGCAAUCCUCUGUCUGGAGCUGCAAUGAUAACUUCUGCCAAUCCUCCUUCUGCUGCACUGGAGGCUGCAUCUGGUCCCUCCCAGCCUUGCCAGUCUGUUAUUCUCACGAAUGUCUUGUUUGUUCCUGCUUUGUCUCACAAUCUGAUCUCCACUACAUACCUGUCAGUUCACCAUGACUACACUGUGCUCAUGAAGGAAAACUACAUCCUGUUCAAGCGCAAUGGUGAAGUGUACUUUGUGGCAGACAUCUCAGAGCAGGCCAGCAGUGAUGAUGAAAUCGACUUCUUGCGUCGAGCUCCACCACCUCCAUCUCCACCACCAGCUGGGGAUGCCCCGCUUCACCAUCCACCCUCGCCUCCUCCUCCCCAAUCUCCAAUUGGGGUGGCAGCUCGUCGUGCUGCUGCUGGCAUCCAUCGUGUCCCUGCACCACCCAGGAGGGCUCCAGCUCCGGCUGCAGCUCCUCCCAGGCGCACUAUGGCAGAGAUCUUUGAAGAGAUCCCUGAAGACCUCAGUGACGAUGAGCUGCUUCUGAAGUCAUCCUCUGCCCUUAUUGUGGCUCUCUGUGUUGUCUGCUGUAGCCUCUGGGAACCCCAGGUCGUUCUUUGA
Molecule: messenger RNA, 1212 nt
Organism: Mycena citricolor
Lineage: Eukaryota; Fungi; Basidiomycota; Agaricomycetes; Agaricales; Mycenaceae
Source: the annotation of a GenBank genome assembly